AUGAAGGCUACCAAGUUCUUUACCUUGGCCAUAAUUUACUUAGCUAGCAUUACAGUAGCACCCUCACACGCCAGAGCUCCACCACCACAACCCGACUUCUAUGUCGACUCACCCUUGCCAUCACCGGGUUCCGUGGCGUCUUUGGAGACUUGUGCAAGGAAGCUAACCGAGAAGUGUGGUGAUGAGAUCUUGUCAGGUGUGUUUCAGGACACAACAAUCACAAAAGAAUGCUGCAAAGACCUUAAGAAGAUGGGAAAGCUAUGCCAAGAUGAGCUUGUCAAGGCUUUUCUCAGCAUCCCUCUGGUACAGCCAAGUCGUGCCGACGAGUCUCAGAUUUUGUCAAAGAGCACACAAGUUUGGAGCCAGUGUGUCUCGCUUGGGCAUGUUGUUGGAGAAACUGCUGUCUCACCCUCACCAUCUCCAAGCUCUUUCGAAUAAGCUUUGAUUUUGUGCAAACCAUGAUAAUGCUUAAUAAGCCUACUUUUUUUCUCUGCAUUGAGCAGUCUUGCAACCUUUGUGAGCGUACUGAUAUGCACUAUUUUGGAUGUUUUUGAGCGACAUUGUAAUAUCUUUUUCUGAUGGA
This is a messenger RNA of Ilex paraguariensis (yerba mate), 583 nucleotides long. The record is from the annotation of a GenBank genome assembly. NCBI's taxonomy places the organism in Eukaryota, Viridiplantae, Streptophyta, Magnoliopsida, Aquifoliales, Aquifoliaceae.